This is a messenger RNA of Penicillium cosmopolitanum, 366 nucleotides long. RefSeq lists its product as uncharacterized. The transcript has a single exon. NCBI's taxonomy places the organism in Eukaryota, Fungi, Ascomycota, Eurotiomycetes, Eurotiales, Aspergillaceae. The coding region runs from base 1 to 366 and encodes 121 amino acids. The record is from RefSeq and is a predicted model, not a curated record.
AUGGUAAAUAUCGGAGACUCUGCCCGUCUCGGAUGGCAUAGCGACGAGCACCUAUCUAAGCAGGCCGACUCGCUACGUGCAGCAGCCGCCCAGAUUACAGCAGAGGCUAAGUGUGCUGCGCGUGCCGUUGCACCAUACGUGCCUCUGCAGCCGGGCGACAAAACCCCUCGAGACAUGAGGGAGGCUAGUAAUUACUACCUGACUCCACGGGCACAGCAUCUCUGUGUCGAAAACAAGAUGCUUUAUCUGAGCUUCCUUCGCGUUCUCAUAUUCGACGCUUUCCAUCUCGCGGAUGUUUUCUUAACGCAACCUGCCCUUCUCAUCGCCGGAGGCUGCGUCUUCCUGGCACACAGGGAUGUUGGAUAA